UUAGCAGUAAUUUUCAUGACUGUCUGGACUAUCUCAGACAAUCCAGACUGCUAGUUUCUGCUCCGAUAUCAGCAAAUAUUUUUGCAACACUGCACCGCCGCGAAUGGAGGUCGCUGACACCACCACUAAGUGAUAGACAAUUUGGCCAAAAGCCGGCGAAAAAGAGAAAUUGCUGAGUUUUAAACCGUAUAUUUGAGGAAUGGAGCCUACGCUGGACACGUAUAAGCUUAGCUGUGAGCUGUUUGGCCACAGCUUGGAUGUGCGCGCUGUUGCCGCUGGUGGCAGCACGCCCGAGGGCGGUCAAAUUAUUUUGUCUGGGUCUCGGGACAAGAGUACAAAGCUGUGGAAGCCAAUUGGCAACGAGUAUAUCGAGAGCCUGACGCUGCAGGACCACAAAAACUUCAUAUCCUACAUAUAUUUCCAUACCGCCGAGCAGUGGAUUUGCACGGCCAGCAAUGACGCGACAAUUUGCAUCUAUAAGCAAGACGGCUUUCUGCCGCUGCUUACGCUUAAAGGUCACGAGUCGACCGUUUGUGCAUUGUCGGAGGGCCUGAAGCCGCGCAGCCUCAUCAGCGGCAGUUGGGACAAAACCGCCUGUGUGUGGACCAUUGGAGAAACGGGCGAAGUUACGACCGUAUCGCUCAAAGGACACGAAGCAGCCGUCUGGGCUGUGGCGACGCUGAAAACGGAACAAAAGUACGUGACCGGAGGGGCCGACAAGUGCAUCUACUACUGGAACGAGAAGGGCGACAAGCUGCGCCUGCUCAAGGGUCACACCGACUGCGUCCGUGGUCUGAUUGGCCUGGAGGCCAACACGCUGCUCUCGUGCGGCAACGAUGCCGUUCUGAACUUCUGGAACGAGGAGGGCGAGUGUGUGCGAAAGCUGGCCGGGCAUACCAACUACAUCUAUGCCAUGGCCCGGAACCAGGCCUUGGGCGAUCAGGUUGUCGUCUCUUGUGGCGAGGACAGCACGCUGCGCAUGUGGAAUGUAAUAACCGGUGAUCAGCUUGGCGAGCCCAUUCUGCAUCCGGGCAUAUCGGUGUGGUCAGUGGCGUGUCUGCAAAACGGAGACAUUGUCACGGGCUGCAGCGAUGGCGUCGUCCGGGUGUUUAGCAAAGAACCAGCGCGUCAAGCAAGCGAGGCCGUCCGGCUAGCAUUCGACCAGGCGGUCGCCACACGCAAAUCGCAGAUAAACGAGGAGAUUGGCGGCGUUAAAAAGACAGAUCUUCCAGGUCCUGAAGCCCUGCUAUCGAAUGGAACCCGCGAGGGGCAAACGAAAAUGGUGCGUCAUCUGGAUGGAUCCGUCAAGUGUUAUAGCUGGGAGCUCGGCAAGUGGAAUUUGGUUGGUGAUGUCACGGGCGCCUCGGGCGGCACUCAGGCCAGCUCGGGCAAGAACCUGUACGAGGGCAAGGAGUAUGACUUUGUGUUCAAUGUCGACAUCUCGGACACAGCGCCGCCGAUAAAGCUGCCCUACAACCGUGGCGAAGAUCCCUGGCUGGCUGCCCAGGCCUUCAUUCACAAGAAUGACCUGCCACAGGCAUAUCUCGAGCAGGUGGCCAACUUCAUUGUAAAGAACUCGGAGGGUGGGCCUGUGGAGGUGAGUCAGGCACCCACCGGUUAUCAGGAUCCCUUUACUGGCGGCUCCCGCUAUGUGCCCGGCUCUAGCAACACGAAUGUCCGAACUACGGGUAAUGCGGAUCCCUUCACUGGAUCCUCCAGCUAUUCCACUAGCACAAGUCAUGCUCCAUCCAGUGUGGAUGUGAACUUUGUGCGUGCGGGUGACAAACACUUUCCCGUCAGCAGCUAUCGCACAUUUGAUACCUGCGAUGCCGCCAAAGUGCUGGAGAAAAUGAAAGAGUUCAACAAUAAACUUACGCCCAGCGAUGGAAAAGUUGGCGAUGAACUGCUGCUGGCUGUCAUUAAGCUAACCGAGCAGGCUCCCGUGCUGGAACUGACUGCUCUGGAGGCGCUUAUUAUUCUACUGAAAUGGCCAGUCGGUCAGCUCUUUCCGGUCAUCGACAUACUGCGCCUGGCCGUGCGCAACGAGGCCAUUUUCAGUGUGCUCAGCAAUAGCCAUGACUUCCUUAGCAUCGUGUUGCCACAACUCGGUGGGGCUGCGGCCAAUCAAUUGAUGGUGAUACGCUGCCUGGCGAACAGCCUCACCCACCACACUGGACGGCAGCAGGUGGAAUCGCAGUUGCCCAAGAUCAUUGAGUUGAUUAGUGGCAUCCGAGCGGGCAGCGCCAAUCUACAGAUUGCGAUGGCCACCUUCUAUCUGAACCUGACCAUUUCGCAGACCCAGGGUGUGGCAAAGUCCGAUAUUUGCUAUAUGGUCACGACGGGCGUUGUGGAGCUGCUCAAGUGGGCCAAGGAUCUGGAGGCAUGUUACCGCUCCAUGCAAGCCAUCGGCAACUUGACCACAACCCCAUGUGGCCAGGAGACCAUCGCCCAGGUUAUCUCCGUUGACUAUGUGAUGGACAAGCUGCGUGAGCUGACCAACACGCCUCAGGGCGAGAACUUCAGCAAGGUGAACUCGGUGGGACAGGCACUUCUGGCCGCAUUCUAAAACUACUUCCUGCAUAAGUCUAAAUUAUAUAUUGGAGAACGAUUUUUCUAAAUAAAUAUUAUACAC
Molecule: messenger RNA, 2632 nt
Organism: Drosophila obscura
Lineage: Eukaryota; Metazoa; Arthropoda; Insecta; Diptera; Drosophilidae
Gene: Plap
Product: phospholipase A-2-activating protein
Exons: 4
Coding region: 200-2566 (788 amino acids)
Biological process (GO): proteasome-mediated ubiquitin-dependent protein catabolic process; ubiquitin recycling
Cellular component (GO): cytoplasm; nucleus
Molecular function (GO): ubiquitin binding
Source: RefSeq, a predicted model, not a curated record